UUAAUCAUUCGAAAGUUGAGUGCGUUGGCGGCGGAACGUAUCUUGUGUGUGUGUUUAAACUUGCGGACUCGCAAGUUUACAACAAUUUUUUAUAAUGAAAAAAUGGUGGAACUGGGUUCUCGCCUUUGCUUUGGCGUGCUUAUUAUUCGUUGUAAUACCUCUUUCCUAUCCCGGAGGUAGGAGUAAAGAGGAGUUACGGCCAAUGUUUGAAGAAUAUGUUCAGAAGUACAAUAAAACUUAUAAAAACAACCCAGCGGAAUAUGAAACAAGAUUUGAGCACUUCGUGGCUUCCGUAAUGGAAAUAGACGAUCUGAACUCAAAAUCGCGAGGGCCAGAACAGCAAAGAGCUAAAUAUGGUUUAACUCACUUGUCAGAUAUGUCCAAAGCAGAGUUUGAAGAAAUACAUCUAUCUGAUGAGCAGCCGAAUAGACGACAGUCUACUAAGACCUGGGACGAUACAGAUAACCAUGAUAGGAAUAGAUACAGGGUUGGAAAUCAACAAGGUCGCACGCCAAAUGAAUCUCACGAUAAUGUGUACAUUAUUAUACGGAAUAAAAGAGCAGCGUUGCCACUUCAAGUUGAUUGGCGGGCACAAGGUGUAAUCGGUCCAGUAAAGGACCAAGGGCUCUGUGGUGCGUGCUGGGCGUUCAGCACCAUCGGGGCUAUGGAAGCCAUGGCGGCUAUCUCUACGGGGAAGUUUCAACCGUUGAGUGUUCAGGAAGUAAUAGACUGCGCUGGUUUAGGUAACAGUGGUUGUGCUGGCGGGGAUAUAUGCCUAUUACUCGAUUGGUUACUAAUGACAAAUACAGCCGUGGCCAGUGAUAAGGAAUAUCCGCUAAAGUUGAUGAACGGUGUCUGUGCGUUGAACGCGAACGCGACCGGAGUCAGGGUGAAGACGUUUACUUGUGAUGACCUAGUCGGCGCAGAAGAUAAGAUUCUAAGCACAAUAGCAACCCACGGUCCUGUAGCGGUCGCUGUGAAUGCUCUCACGUGGCAGAACUACCUUGGUGGCGUGAUACAGUAUCAUUGCAGUGGAGCACCAGCAGACUUGAACCACGCGGUGGAAUUAGUAGGCUACGAUUUAACAGCCGAAGUUCCAUACUAUAUAGCAAAGAAUUCGUGGGGCACAGGCUUUGGGUUGGACGGGUAUAUACAACUCGCUAUUGGGAGCAAUGUGUGCGGCCUGGCCAAUGAAGUGGCUAGCGUUGAUGUUAUAGUGUAGUGUUAGUGUUCUAAAGUGUCUAAGUGUUAGUGUUUGUCACUUUGGGAAAGUGUUGGUGUCAAUGAAAAGUGUUAAGUGGCCUUAAAGUGUUAAUACUCAAGGAAAACCCACUGUGUGCGUAAUAUUUCUUAUUUUUCUCGAAAUAUUGUUUGUUAAUUUCUCUGAAAGCUUCUUUAAAUUUAUGACAGUAUAAUUAAGAAUCAAUUUUCUUUAUUACUUUGAUUGCUCUCUACAAGUGU
Molecule: messenger RNA, 1461 nt
Organism: Colias croceus (clouded yellow)
Lineage: Eukaryota; Metazoa; Arthropoda; Insecta; Lepidoptera; Pieridae
Product: cathepsin O-like
Exons: 7
Coding region: 95-1222 (375 amino acids)
Cellular component (GO): lysosome
Molecular function (GO): cysteine-type endopeptidase activity
Source: RefSeq, a predicted model, not a curated record